Uranotaenia lowii is the source of this 405-nucleotide messenger RNA. RefSeq lists its product as uncharacterized. Bases 30 to 335 code for a protein of 101 amino acids. The transcript is spliced from 3 exons. Lineage: Eukaryota; Metazoa; Arthropoda; Insecta; Diptera; Culicidae. The record is from RefSeq and is a predicted model, not a curated record.
CUGUGGCUCUCCUGUGCAGUAACAAAAAGAUGCGUGGCCACCACAAUUUAGGUACAAUGGGCAACAUAAUUAACAGGAUAAGCAACACCACGCAACAAAGUGCAAACACCAAACCGAUUGUGUUUAGUCAGACAUGCAAUCAGUUGAUGACGCCGCGAACACCCAACACGACUGGCGGUGCCCUGCAGGCCCAGAAUGUAAGGCGAAGUUCCAGGCUUUUUAGCAACAACAACUAUUCAGUGAAGGAGAACACCAAGAAUGAAUCGUCGCAUACAACGUUUCCGAUUUCCGUGAAGUAUACCGAAUCAGGGGUCGCGCCACUUGAUCCGAGCUGAUGGAGAAGAAACCAGAAUUCGAUGCGAGAUUGGCGCAGAUGGGUAAACGGUUUCCGUUAUGUAAUUGCUC